Molecule: messenger RNA, 1041 nt
Organism: Episyrphus balteatus (marmalade hoverfly)
Lineage: Eukaryota; Metazoa; Arthropoda; Insecta; Diptera; Syrphidae
Gene: pasi2
Exons: 7
Coding region: 117-908 (263 amino acids)
Source: RefSeq, a predicted model, not a curated record
UACCGACUCCAUUUUGACAUUUCAUCUGAUGUGUCAGAAUUUUUUAAUUGACUUUUUUGUGUUAAAAUAAAUUUUAUCAACAAAGUAUAAAUAUUUUUGUUUUAUUUGUUUAAAAUAUGACGUUAAACUAUGGAAGGAAAACUCCAUCGAGUGCCUAUCGAUCAAAUCCUUCUGUUUACUCUCAUGCAACUGGAAGGUCAUCAACGAAUCUUCAUUCGAUAAAAUCACGUUCAACUCGAUCCGUUCGAAUACCUUGGUACCAGAAACCAAUUUUGAAAAACAAUCAAUACAUCGAUGUGCAAAAGAGUGCUCUGCUGAUUGGAUUCUUUUCUAUUUUCGUAGCAUUGUUUACUAUUGCAACUGCGAUUUUCGAUUUAUAUUGCUUAGCAAUGGCUGCUCCAGGAUCAACUCAUUACGGAUAUUAUAUCAUUUCGUAUGAAUUUGUUUACGUUGGAAAUGUUCAUGUACGCAAUGGACUCAUUGUAGCAGCCUUAUUUUCCUUAAUUGGAGCUUGUGUCGUAUUUUUCACCAGCAUUCUUCUUGUUAUAGCUUUACGCAAGGAAUACGAAAGAAAAGUAAUGCCAUGGUUAUGGUCGUUUGCUGCAUUCACGUGCCUCAGAUUGUUGGCUUUUAUAUUUUUCGCCAUUGUCAACGAUUUGAUUUUCUUCUACAACAUUGUAAUGGUGCUUUUGUGGAUUGUCAUUAUUUGCAUUUCAAUUUAUGGCUGGCUAAUUGUCUACUCGUUAUUCUUGGAGUUGGCUGAUUUGACAAAACUCGAAGAUUUGGCACAUUUAAGGAUGGGAACAAUGGCUUCUUUACAUUCCACAACGCACUCCCUUGCUGGUUCGCGUCCAACAACACCUCACAGCACUGUGUCUACAAUGCCCAUUGGCGAGACAUUUAAAUAAAACAAAAAUGUUUUGAAAACACAAAAAAACGAAUACACAUCCCAUCCACCAAUCGAAUAUAACACACAUCCGUCCCUCUUUUUUAUAGAUUUUUAUUAUUAGGUGUAAGCUUUUAAAGUAAGCAUUCCAUAAA